GAUCUGCCGUGCUCGCGGAUCGCCAGGACAAGCGUGAUAGCAAGCGUGAUUCGAGACGUGAUGAUAGAAUUUACGAGAGACGUGAUGACCCUCGCGACGAACGGCGUGAAGAACGGCGUGAAGAACAGCGUGACGACCGACGUGACGACAGAGGUGGCGAUCGACGUGAUGAUCGACGUGACGACAGAGGCGGCGAGCGACGUGACGAACGACGUAACGACGGCAGCUACUACGACAUCCGUGAUGACCGGCGUGAUGUGAAACAUGAUGACCAGCGUGUCGAAAAGCGCG
Molecule: messenger RNA, 291 nt
Organism: Lasiosphaeria miniovina
Lineage: Eukaryota; Fungi; Ascomycota; Sordariomycetes; Sordariales; Lasiosphaeriaceae
Exons: 1
Coding region: 61-261 (66 amino acids)
Source: RefSeq, a predicted model, not a curated record